UGCGCGCAGAAAAGUUCCUCAGCGCGCCCAAAAAUAGCAGAAGAAAAAAAAAAGUGCGUCCGAAAAGGCGUUUUUUUGAAAAAGGCAUGUGUAGAGAGAAACCUUAAAAAAAUCGAGUUUCAGUCGCUUGCUCCAGUUUUUGCUAUUUGCGCGUCGCCCGACCAUGCAGGCCGCCCGCGACCUACUCGUUCGCGGCGCAAAAAUGCGUCGCGCCCAGCGAGGCCUGUUUCACGGCAAGGAAAAGCUAUACGGGAAUAGACCUACUUUCUCUCACCGAAUGACGCGGCGCACUUGGACGCCAAACAUUCAGAGAAAAAAACUAUACAGCGAGCUGCUGGGGGUCCACUUCAGAAUCCAAGUCACCACACACGCACUUCGGUGUAUAGACAAGGCUGGGGGUCUGGACAACUACCUUUUGCUCACGUCCGCCAGAAAGCUGGACAGCGAGUGUGCGCUCAAGGUGCGGAAGUUGCUGAUUCCCGUCUGGCAGAAGGUUAAUCAGCGGCCCUUCAACCGGCGACAGCUGGUGUUCGAGAGGCGCCUGAGGGCGAGGGUCUCCAAGGGCUACAUUGGUCGGGAGGAGGCGGAGGCGCGGAUCGAAAAAAGCCGGAGGGUGGCCGAGAGUCGAAGAUGGUGGAAAGACAUAAAGAAUAAAAAUGAGUCGGCGAGUUCGGACGUCCUGCUCGAAGAGAGGGUUCGUCGCGCGGUCGGCCAGUCGCAGGACGCCGUGGAGAAUAAAACCACGACUGAAUAAGACGGACUCCGGGUUGCUCGGCUCUGUGAAAAAGGGGGGGGAAGUCGCUCGAGCGCCGUGGAGGUUUUGUGGCCGUAGGCCAUCCGACCGGCGGCGUUGGGUAAGAGGCGCGCGGAGGCGCCAGACUUUGACACAGGCGGGGUGACGCCGCGGUCGGCAUAAGUACGCUUCGAGUGAAUCGACUCGUCUUUUCGUAAAUAAUUGCUUGUAUAAAAAAAAUAGCGAAGCGAUUUUUUUUUUGAUCGAGGCUGUUCCGACUAUUCUGUCGCUCAGCGUGCUGGGCGGGCCAUACCUAUCAAACCCGGCGCAGUCUCCUGCCAUGAAAUGCCUCCCGGCCAUCUAGCCUGUACACGCGGGAAAAAGAAGCGCGUCCGAGGCUCGGCGGCCUCCUCGGAUGCGGCGACCGAGGCGUCGCACGAAACGUCGUGCGGAGGAAGCCACGCCAGGUUUUCACCGGACCAGGGCCGGACCAGGGCCUCUUCGCAGGCGGACGGCGAAGGCGCACCCAAGAAAAAAGCCAAGCGGUGUUCGCAUCUGGCUUGGAAGCAAGUGAAGCCUGCCAACGACGUGUUUUUUCAAGAAGCUGGAUUCAUGAGGCUCGAAGAGUUGCAAGUUGACCCGUCUCUUUCCAGCCAGCAAUUGAAGGCGUUGAUGCGAGGGGAAGGCACGGUCGUAAACGACGAAGAGCCGAGGGAGAUGCCCUUCUUGCCUGAAGACACCGUAGACGACGAGUUGGACGCGCUCCCGACUUGCGACUCCGAAAAGGGUCGAGACGACUCGACGGCCUCGCCUGGCGCUGCGAAAGCGAAGCAGGGCCUCGCGGAGCCGCCAAGUCGGACUUCGAAGGCGGCCAAAGAAGUCGAUGCAGCAUCGAAAUCGCCGAAUCAGACCUCCGACGCCGUCGCGGCCAGACCUUCUGACCAAAGGAAAUUCGCGAAAAGGAAGUGCGGCGUAGCCGUUCCGGAAGAAAAACUCAAAGCCGCGAGCAGCAAACUGGCCGAAUGGACGACUCUGUAUCAUCUGGAUUCCCGUCUGCUGUACGCUCUCAAAAAAUGCAAAUUUUUAACCCCCACGAACAUACAAAAAAUAGUCAUACCGCAGGCGUUGAACUCAAGAUGCGACAUCAUCGGCUCGGCGGAAACGGGCUCCGGAAAGACCCUCGCGUUCGGACUGCCCAUUGCCCAUCAAAUUCUGGAAAUUUUAGGAAAUCGCGAAGCGUCGUCCGGCCGAGACGACCUCAAGUGCCUGAUUUUGGCGCCGACGCGCGAGCUAGUGCUGCAGAUAGCGGACCAUUUGGCUCAGAUAACGCGGUAUGCACCCAUUCGGAUUGUUUCCAUCAUAGGCGGGAUUUCGAUGGCCAAGCAGCUUCGCCUGUUGUCCUCUCGUCCGGACAUUUUGGUGGCCACGCCUGGUCGGCUCUGGGACGUGACAAGCACCGGCUCCUUCUCCAACUGUGGAAUGAACUUAGGCACCGUUCGGUUCCUGGUGUUCGACGAGGCCGACAAGAUGGUCGAAGACGACAGGUUCGACGAAAUUUCCUACAUUCUUCGUUCUGUUUACCAAUCUCGCAGAGACCUCCUCGGCUCUGCCACCUCUUGCCCGAUCAAACCUAUUCAAACAUACGUGUUUUCCGCCACCAUGUGUAUAAACAGCCGUCAGUUCGACGAGAUCGACCCCAAAACCGCCAGAACCCUCCUUCCCUCGAUCAGCGCCGUCGCCUCCAGCAAGCUAGACUGGAUGCGAGCGCUGUCCAAAACGUUCAAAAGACUGUUCGAAUAUGUCGAGUUCCAGCGCGAAGUCAAGGUCCUGAGCACCGACAGCCAAGACCUGUGCACGGACGGCCUACAAGAGGCUAAAAUUUUUUGUGUAAACGAGCAAAAACUCACCUAUUUGUACUACUUUUUCCUUCGGUACAAGGGCCGCACGCUCGUCUUCGUCAACUCCAUCUCCAGCAUCAAGAAAAUAAUCGACUGUCUGCGCCUACUCGGGGUCCCUUCCUGGGGGAUGCACGCCAACAUGCAGCAAAGACAAAGGCUGAAAGUCCUGAGCAAAUUUCGCUCCGACGCCAAUUCGGUGCUGAUUUCCACGGACCUUCUCUCCAGAGGUCUCGACAUCCCUUCAAUAGACUACGUCAUCCACUACCACGUCCCGUCUAGCGCAGAGCUCUACGUCCACCGCAGCGGGAGAACCGCCAGGGCCUACAACCCCGGCAUAGCGCUUGUGUUCGUCGGCCCUUCCGAACGUCCCGCGUUUUCGAAAAUCACCUCUUCGCUGAACCGAAACUUCCCGGACUUUCCGGUCGAGAUGGACACCUUUGUUCCGGCUCAGGAACGCGCGUCCGUCGCCGAAGAACUCUACUCCCUACAGAACCGGCGCACUCUAGAAAGGUCUCGAGGUGGCUGGAUCAAAAAACUGGCCGACGAGCUCGACGUCGAUAUACCCAGAGAACUCCGCGAGCCCACCGACGAAGCCACUCUAAUCCAAGAAAGACUAGAGCGCGAACGCCGCCUCAAUCGCAUCGACCAACUGAAACACGACCUAAAAGCCCUGCUCAAGCAACCCAUCCUCCUCCACGGCGCCUCGAAGAGCUACAUCACGAAAGACCGCUCGCUCAAGGACUGGCUCGACAACGACCGCUCGGAUGUCGCUCAAGCCAUCGACCAAGUCAAGUCCAACAAAAAGGCGCACUACUCUACCGAAUUCCUAAAAAGACUCCAAAAAAAAAAAAAACUACUCGCCUAAUAAAACUUUUUUGUACAGUUGA
Messenger RNA from Schistocerca gregaria, 3518 nucleotides. RefSeq names its product ATP-dependent RNA helicase ddx24-like. Gene Ontology annotation, molecular function: nucleic acid binding; ATP binding. Lineage: Eukaryota; Metazoa; Arthropoda; Insecta; Orthoptera; Acrididae. The transcript is spliced from 3 exons. Gene Ontology annotation, cellular component: nucleolus. The record is from RefSeq and is a predicted model, not a curated record. Bases 1079 to 3496 code for a protein of 805 amino acids.